Staurois parvus is the source of this 303-nucleotide messenger RNA. Lineage: Eukaryota; Metazoa; Chordata; Amphibia; Anura; Ranidae. The record is from the annotation of a GenBank genome assembly.
CAGAAAGAACAGUAAAAAUGCAGGCAGGGCACAGGACAAAGCACUCGGGUCAAAAUUGAAUUUAGUGAAUGUCACUUUUUGUCAUUUUCAAAUUUCCCGCUAGUUCCAUCCCCAUACGUCCCGACGCUCGCAGGGGAUGGAACCCAAAUGACAGAUGCCGGCAUCCGCCGGAUUACAUUGCCGGGGAUACUGCAGGAGGGACAUCUCGGGAGCGCAGGACAAGGUAAGUGAUCAAGGGAUCCUGGAGCAACGCGGCAUGGUAAGCCCGAGUGUAGCUCGGGGUUACCGUUUGUGGUACUGAAA